UCCCCAUUUCAGUUCCUGACAUGAAAAGGUGGAGAGGGGGAGCGCAUAACCAUCCCCAUCCAUUCGUUCAUGGGUUACAUGACUAUCAAGAGACCACUACAACUCACUGUUCGUCGAUUGUAGCUCCGGUGGUUGGUUGUGGUGGUGGUUCGAGAACUGUGUUCCCGGGAUACUGUUCUUAGUAUCAAAGAGCCUAUCUCCUGGCUUGACAGUUUUUCAUUCUCGAUCCCUUUGGCACUUGAACCAGUGAAGCGAAAGCGAAGAAACUUCAAGUAACAACUAACAAUCUUGAGGGAGAAAGGCAAGCGAUGCAUGGAGAAAUGUGCUCGAAUCAUCGCCUUGUCGAUAUCUGAGCCUUUGAAGAUUUCUCCUUCCAAUGCAAGAUUUGCCUGCCAAAGGUUAACAAGGACACUGGCCUUUUCUCUCAACUCAACAACAUAUCGUGCUUACCAAGCUCACGAAAUCCCCAGAAAAAUCCGCUUCAGAGUUGGUUAUAAAUCUGAGACAUGUUAUUAUUUUGAGAACUCAAUUCCCUAAUGGACUCAAGAGUCAACACGGUCUGGAGAACCUAGUGGUGCCAUCAUAAAGGUGAACUACCCAAAAGGACAAGAAGGCAAAGGACGCUCAGGCGCAGCUCGAGGAUUCAAAUAGACAAGAGUCUACUCAUAUCCAGAUUACUAUGAGCCUUGCCUCACCUCGACAAUCCCACAGCCCUGUUCCAAUGGGAUCCACGUCCCCGCGGACCAUGAGACAAGCCUCCAGUAAGAGGGUCAACACAGUCAGCUUUGCUCCGGGAAGUCCGUCGCUUCGAGUCAGAUUGCAAAGACAAUUCAGUACGAACCGGCCAGAUUCCGGUGGCGAGAGCCGUCACUCUGGUAGUGCGGGCUCACCUCGAACCGUGCGGACAUUUAAAUCGCGCUCGGCGGAUCAGACGUGCUCCUCUGGCCUGCAAAUGGACCAUCAUCACCGAACCAAUUCCUUUCCAAACCGACAAGCCCAGGGGGCCGGACAGUCCUCCGUCGCCAAACGGCCCUCAACCGUGCCAUCGGCGUUCACCAGACCGGUCAGAAUGCGACAGAGACCCAAGCCCCCGCCCUUGAACAUUGGCUCGGCCAUGUGGGACUCAGGGCACACCUCCGAGACGGAUUGCUCGGUAGCUAGUAGUACCAGUCCUCCCCGAAGUUCCUCUACCUGUGAUUCCCAAUCCUCUCCCGGGUCCAUAUCGCCCGCCCGACAACGCGUAUCUCCCAAGCACUCCCCAAAUCGGUCACCCAGAUCGGCCAGCUCACACCCGUCUCAUUAUUUUGCCCUCCCACCGUUAUCUCCCAUUCCUCAUUCUCCGCAGCCCCCUCCUCCAAAUUCUAGUCCUUUACCCCCGAUUGCUCAGAGCCCGUCCGGUCGAUCGAGAUUGUCACCCAAGUCGCCGCGAUCUCCCCGGUCACCUUGUUCGCCCUAUUCGCCCCGUGCCAUGUCUCCGGUUCCACCUCAGUCCCCGGGGAGUUACCGCUCUCCUUCACCUGGACCCACGGGGAAUUUUGCUCGCUUGGCCUCUCGACGACGAUCCCAUGCUGCGUUGCCCUCCAUGAAUAUGCGGCGGCGUACAUCCAAUUUCCUCGAAUUACCGGUGGCCGACUACCAAAUGAGACAAAGACGAUACUGCAGUUUGCCCGAGAAUGGGUAUAACCCUCGAAAUGAGAUCUACAAACUUCGGGCGUUUUCGAUCUCACCGAAAGGAGCUCUUAUCAAGCACGGCGAUCAGUUGGCCUCGAGAAGGUCUCGAUCCUCCGCUGGAUCUACAGCCAACACAUCAAGGACCCCUUCUCGUUGUGGGAGCCCUCAAACCAGUCGACCAGGGAGUCGUGAUGUGUCGCCCCUGCCCCGAUCCCCAGUGGGCACCAAUACGAAUUCUGCCGCGUUCUCGCCCAAAUCCCAAUGGUCCACCAAUGGGUCCUCACAACAGAGCUCCUUUGUGGAAGAUGAACCCAGCAGCUUAAUUGAAGCAGUGCCAGAGGAAGAUGAGGAAGAAGUCGGGGUAGCCGGCCCAGAGACCACUACCAUCAAGUAUCGGGUGGCCAUGCUCGGAGAUAAUGGAACGGGAAAGACGGCCUUGGUUUCACAAUUCCUAACCUCCGAAUAUAUGAACACCUACGACGCGUCGCUUGAUGAAGAGUUUGGAGAACGAUCAGUCAGCGUGGUGCUCGAUGGUGAGGAGUCCGAAAUGGUCUGCAUAGAUCAUACCAAUGGAGAAAUGUCGGUCGAGAAUACUCUGUCGACCUACGAACCUCAUGCGUGCGUUGUGAUUUACUCAGUGGUGGAUGCCGCCAGUUUUGCUACGGCUGAGGACAUUCUUGGUUACUUAUGGAGAAUUGGAUUCUGCGAUAGCCAGAAGGCCACGGUUAUUCUAGUGGGGAACAAGGUGGAUCUAGAGAGAUCAAGGAUUAUCUAUCAAGAUGCGGGGAAAAAAUUGGCCGUGUCCUACGGUGCCAAAUUUAUUGAGACCUCGGUCGGGAUUCAACACAAUGUGGAUGAGCUUCUGGUGGGCAUUCUCAAACAAAUCCGUCUCCAUCAGACCAUGGAUCGUAAAAGAAAGGCCUCCAAGCCCACCUCGAGCCCUCUUCACACUCUACAGGUGGCCAGGGAUAUCCUCUCGAGAGUCUGUAUCAACGCCAAACAGGCCUCUUUCACCAAAUCCUGUGAAAAUCUUCAUGUUCUUUAAAUUCUGACGCAUCCAUUAUCCAAUCUCCGAUUCUACUGUAAAUGGUCCAGCUGAUUCAUUAUGGUGCUGGAAAUGUGACCCAAAUCCGAGAGGCCGAAGUUCCUAGCCUCGACAUUUACGAAUGAUUUGUUGUCCUCGCCCAAGGUCUCGUGGUGUCUGGUGAAAGUCAAUUUUACGGGAUCUGGUGACUUGUUUCAAAUUCCAAGUCACUGAAGUCCGCAUGAGUAUUGAAGGACACGGGAAUUUAUUUGAAAAUCGAUUUUGUUUACACCCUUAGGCUGAACACUUCUGACGUGAGUCUCACGAUAAACAAGGUGAAACGUUUCUGGUCAACAAUCUCUAUGGUCUUUUUUUUCUGGGCAAGUAACCGCUUUAUGAAGUCCUACCCCAAAGGAGGCCUUUUGGCAUUCAUGCAGUUUCCAGGAGAAUGAGGUGACGCUCUGUCACGUGUCAGGUUGUGCACACGCAACAAUAGUCGUCGUCUAAAUAUUGAUACAUGUCAUAUCAAUGGCAGUGUUGAAUGGUGUGCCUAAUGAGUAUUUUUGCUUACAUAUCCGUCGUAAAAAAUGCCAGCCAUGUACGAUUUAUGGAUUGCUACCUUCACAUAUACCCAGUACGCCUCAAUCGUUCAUGUAUUUCCCCCAUGACGAAAUGCAAGAGAAUCCAAAUUGAUCCUUCUUCUAGUCGUGAUAAAUUGAUCAUGCCAUGCAGAUGUGUAUGAAACAUUUUUGAAAUAAAAUUCUCUCUUAAAAAGUU
Molecule: messenger RNA, 3472 nt
Organism: Tigriopus californicus
Lineage: Eukaryota; Metazoa; Arthropoda; Copepoda; Harpacticoida; Harpacticidae
Product: serine/arginine repetitive matrix protein 2-like
Exons: 7
Coding region: 680-2716 (678 amino acids)
Cellular component (GO): plasma membrane
Molecular function (GO): GTP binding; calcium channel regulator activity; GTPase activity
Source: RefSeq, a predicted model, not a curated record